AUGUCCGAGUUCACCUUUGGGUUCAACAUUUUUAAAGAUUUAGUGCUUAACAAUCAUUUUUGGGACAUGUACAGAUUUAAAGGAUCAGAGCCAAAAAGAAUCUUUAAUACUGCCUAUGUCUUGUAUUGUAUUAGAAAAUUUUUGAAACAAAAAGAGGAAUUAAAUAGUAGUUUGAAUUCUUCAACAAUUCGGGAUAACUUGCAUAAUUUCCCAAGGGAUUCUCAGACACUUCCCUUGCAAAUAUUAUUGAAUCUAGUCAUUAAUAACCCUCUUGCUACUAAUUACACACCUCUACUCUCAUUCAUGUUUUACAUAGGAGCUAUUACAUAUAAACCUGACUUAUCAGCAAAUAUUAUUUUUGAAUACCCAAUCAAGCUUUUGCAAGUAUUAGAAGCUAACAAUAAUAUAGAACCCCUAUGUAGAUUUAUAGAAAAAACCUUACUGAAGCCACUAAAGGACAAUAAUAUUGUAUACUCAAAUGAGAAAGCUUUGAAACAAGCAUUUAUGGAUGCCAUGAUUCUUACCCUCCACUCUGAUAUUGAACCUGAAUUCCUUGUAUAUUCCCAAAGCCCUGAUUUAGAUGGGAAAGCAAUCAACUUGAUUAAAAUUAACAAUAGAAAACGAAUUGCUAUUGAGUUCGAUAAUAUUAGAAUGAAUAAAGUUUUAUUGGAUAGAGCUAGAGGUUGUUGGCAGGAAGCUAUUAAAGUAUCCAGAUCGUUGUUAGAAAAAACAAAAAACGAAGUCUUGAAACUGAAAAUCGAUGACUAG
This is a messenger RNA of Dentiscutata erythropus, 768 nucleotides long. Lineage: Eukaryota; Fungi; Glomeromycota; Glomeromycetes; Diversisporales; Gigasporaceae. The record is from the annotation of a GenBank genome assembly.